This is a messenger RNA of Teleopsis dalmanni, 1573 nucleotides long. RefSeq names its product translation initiation factor IF-2-like. NCBI's taxonomy places the organism in Eukaryota, Metazoa, Arthropoda, Insecta, Diptera, Diopsidae. The record is from RefSeq and is a predicted model, not a curated record. The coding region runs from base 191 to 1417 and encodes 408 amino acids. The transcript has 3 exons.
AUUAGUAGACUUAGUUUCAUAUAUUUUACAGCUAAAUUUUUUCCACUCUUUCGAGUUAGGAAACAAAAAAAAAAUUUUACAUAUAGAAGCGAGAAUAAACGGUGGAUUGGAUUAAUUGACCUCUCCAUCAUUUAGUCGUUCAUCAACUCAGUCACUAAUUAUUUGAACCAAAUCUUUACCAUAAUAAGCAAUGGCGGAGAAUAAAGGCAAUAACGAGACCAAAACUGUCAGUAAUACUCCAUCCAAAGCCAAGGUAACGUUUAUCAAAAAACCAGCCCCAAUAAAGCAUGUUGACCGGCCUACUGUAGCAGACAAAGCAACCAAUGUUACGUUGUCAAAGUCAGAAGAAAUGCCUUCUACUUCCCGUGCUGCAGAACAAAGAUUGCAAAAAAAAGAUGUUAACAUAGACAGUAAGCUAAAUUCUAUAUUGGACAUAUUGAAUGAAGACAUUGAAAAAAGAGAGAAAAAGGAGUCUAAAGAAACGGCACUGAAGAAAAAACAACCAAUAAAGAAACCGCUAAAGCCUAAACUUCCUAGACCGAAACCAAAAACCGCAAGACCUGUUAAGAUGAAGAAACCAAAGGUGCAACAUCGAUAUCCGAAGCCAACAUCCGUUGGUAGUCCUAGAAGAAAACUGCUUCCAAACGGUCUUUCGGCAAAAAAAACAACCUUACAACAUCGCAUGGCCUUUUUAUCUACUGUGAACAACUACAUUUUUGGACGGCAAUACAAUGUCAAUAGAUACAAACCAAAUGUAACUACACCGCCCUUAAAGAAAAGCCCAAAGGCUUCACCACGUAGUGCACGUAGUCAACGUAGUCCAGUAAAGAAAGGGCUGAUUAAAAAUGUUACAAAGGCUAAGAAAGGUAUCACUGGUCCGGUUAAAAAGAAGGUGAUUCAAAAAGUGGUUGCUAAGAAGCAAAAUGUAGCGAAGAAAGUGUUGCCGAAAAAAACAGGUGGAAAGAAACCCGUUUCGAAACCAGUUGUGAAAAAGAAUGCAGCUAAAACAAAACCAACUGCAAAGGUGAUCAAAAAGCCAAUUGUAUCAAAGGUACCUGCUAAAAAGACAGGCGUUAUGAAAAAAAUUCUUCCCAAGAACCAAGGUAAGAUAAAGGGUAUUAUUGCAAAAACUUUCGAUCCUCUGGCAAAAGAUCCUGGAGCCGAAAAGCGCAGUACUAUUCGUAGCAGUGUUGAUCUUGAGAGAGCUGAAGCUGAGUUGAAAGUUUAUCAACAGAGAAUUGAUGAAAGAAAAGCCCUUGCAAUGAAGCUCGAAGCGGAACGCAGCAAAAGACGUGAACGAGACUUUCCUUUGAUCGACCCGGAGACAAAAAGUGUUAUGAAUGAAAUGAGUGAGUAUCCACCGAUUUAUAAUAAACGCAAAGACCCAAAUUCGGAACGAAAAUAUAUAUUGCUUUAAGAGGCUCUAAUUAUAAUUCCGAAUUAUAAAAAAUGCAAAGACCCAAAUUCGGACCGAAAAUAUAUAUUGCUUUGAGAAGUUCUAAUUGGGUAAAUUAUUCUUGUUUAAAAAAAUUCUAUUGUUCUCAUAUAUUUGGUAAAAAGAUUCAGAAAAAUU